AUGAGUGAAAUGUGGCGGGGAAAAUAUAGAGCACUUAAGAAAGUAAGUAAUGAUUCCCCAUGUUGAUCUUUUAGGGCUUUGCUGUAACAUAUAACAUUUGAAUAUAAAUAUUUAGUGACCAACAUUUGUAGGAAAUGUUUCUUGAAUUGUUUCUGUAUAAUGUAAUAUGAUUGCAGGUUGAACCAAUGGAAUAUGGCAUCUUGGUGGGAGCUAUAUGUGACAACAAUCAUUGGACAUUGGCUGUGAGCAUUUUUUUGCUAGCAACAUUACAAGUAGAUUUGAUGGCUUCUGUCAUGGUGAGUGUUAAUCUUUCACAGGUGAUCUACCCUCAAACAAAUACAAGCCUGUACUUGGACCCAUUUGGAGCUUCCUCUGCUGCGCUGAAAAAAUGCUCCAACAUGUCAAGGUAGGAAAGAACAGUAAGAUUACUGAAAAUCCUGAAUUUGUUGAUUAAACAUACAAUCUCUCCGCUAAAAGGGCAUCCAUGCGCAGCAGAGGAGUAAACUGCUCCCGUUGGAGCUCAUCAACCAUUGACCACGAAGUCCAGCAGGACGGCACAUCUUGUGGAGCCAUAAUAUGCCAAGUAAGACAUUUGUGAAAAAUUGUGGAGGAUCACUUGUGGAAACAGGUGUAUUUGGACAUUUUUACAAUAUAUUAUGAAUAUCAUUCUAGUUGGCUGACAAGAUUUUAAGACAGGAGGUGCUCCCAAGGUUUGAUUGCCGGAGCACAAAUGCAGUCAGAAUGAAGAUUGCACUAACACUGAUCUCAGAAACAGGUUAGUUUCAUUAUUUAUUAUCUCACGGUGUGAUGUUGGUAAUCCCUGUGAAUAACUGUUCAUGUUAUCAACAGAUGAUCUCUCAGAGAUAUGCAGAGUUUGUGCCAACCCUGACACCCAUGAUACCUGGGUAAGUCAAUAAUCUAUUUUUAUUCUAGUAUUUGAAAUUACUCUGUUUAUUGUUGCACCAUCAUGCCAAAACAAAUUCCUAGACUGUGAAUCCUGUUCAUCGACAAUGGCAAUAGAACCCCUUAUGAUCUGACCACAUUUAUUGUAGGAACAAAACAGCUUUGAUUGUCUUCGCUCUCCUUUUCAGAUUGAAUGUACAAACUGCCAGCAUUGGCAUCACUCGGACUGUGUGGGGAAUCCCAAUCACGAUAAGGAGUAUUUCUGUCCUUCAUGCAGUUUCAAUAAAUAA
This is a messenger RNA of Xyrichtys novacula (pearly razorfish), 1193 nucleotides long. The record is from the annotation of a GenBank genome assembly. Lineage: Eukaryota; Metazoa; Chordata; Actinopteri; Labriformes; Labridae.